This is a messenger RNA of Caenorhabditis auriculariae, 1204 nucleotides long. The record is from the annotation of a GenBank genome assembly. Lineage: Eukaryota; Metazoa; Nematoda; Chromadorea; Rhabditida; Rhabditidae.
AUGCGGCUCGCAUAUCUUCUCGUUGUGCUUUUCUGCAAAAAAGCAGAAUCAAAUUCCGAUGGAGAGAAGGACGAAACUAACUUUCACUUGAAUAUCAAAUAUUUCGGUUUGUCCCAUUCGUUGAUAACUUAAAAUUUCAAUAAAUUGAAAAACCGGUGCUACUCUUGAAUAUUUAAAUGUUUCUCUUCCAACUAUUCCACUCAAACCAAACAAAAAUGUGAACACAGUAAAUCUGUGGUCGGACUAUCCGGUUUGGAUGGCGCUUGUGGGGAUCUUCAUGAUUUUCUGGCUGAUCGCCUUCCUGAUGUGCUGCAUCGUCUGCUUCUGCUGUCGCUGCGAUUCUGGCAAAGUUUUUAUUUUAUAAAACACAAAAAUCUAUCCGACUUCAGGAAAAACGUCGUUCGAAAACAAAAUCGGUGAGUAUUUUCUGAAACGUGAGAAUCCACUGUAAUAUUUCUUUGUUCAGGAUAGCGAGGAAAAAGAAGACGAAAGUGACCUUCUCAAAAAAAAAUCUGAAGUAGGUCCAGUCUAAUUUUUUAUUUCUUUUUCUUUUUUUCAAAUUAAAAAUAAAGUUUCAACUUCAAAAGUGUUGCCAAGGUUCAGAAAAUUCUCGGAAUAGUGCGCAUCUUUAUAAGGAAAUGGUUUGGACUCAAAGCGAGAGUUUCUGAAUAAGACUUUGAUUAUUGGUUGGAAACUUCUACCUUGAUUCAAGAUCAAGUUCUGCCUGGCAGGUUAUAAAAACGAAUUAACCGCUCGUCAAAAGUAGUGAAAAAAGGCAUUUUUCAAAGUUAGCUUAUUUCGAAAAUUAGGUCGACUUCCCCCUGUGAGAACCAAGUGAAACACGCGAUUUCAUCCAGAAAAAAGUUGCAUGAAUCAUAAGAGUAUCAUUCAACUACCGAAGUUUUUUCUUUUCAGCCAGACCAUUUCGCUUCGAUCGGACAGUCUGAAGACGUCUAUCAACAGCCUUCCAGUCCAAUGGCUCCUGAGCGUGAGGAUUUCUCUCAGCUACCAGAGGGAACUCCGAUCAUUUUCUAUAAUCACUACUCCAGCGACGUUUGAUGACCUGGUGGUGACGGAACGCAACGAACAAGCGCCGACGGAUGGGCGGUCGGAAAAAUCUCGCAGUCGAGAACGCAAGAGGCCGUACGCCAGGGCCGUCCACGGAAUGCGUCGUCCUGAGCAUCAGAACUACCACAUCGAAUGA